CUGACGUCACCAAGGUCCUUCUAACACAUGGGAACCUUCUGCUGUUGUCGUCUGUGUGGCGGACGUACCUGAGGCAUGUACAGAGUGUACGUUCCAUAUCUGCGCAUACAAGCCAUCCCGUGCACGGGGUGUCAUGGCGCCGCCUUCUGACUGACCGGAAGUGGGUCCAGACUGACAGCCGUGCACUGCGAGGACGUAGACAGCCACCGUUCGAGCGACGUGGCUCCCUGCUGGACCAGAAGUGAUGUGGCCUCAGACACCUCACUGCUGAGUCUUGCAACCAAGAAGCGCCCCCUCACUGGUCCGUUGGGGACAGGAGCCACAUCACUAGAAUGGAGGGCAUGUGGAAAGGCCGGUCAACCAGCCACUCUGGUCUGUGUUAACAGGCUGGUGCCGUAGUUGGAUACUGCUCUCACUGGCCUCAGCGGUGUACGGCGCAAGUCAAGUGAUUGGCUGCAGCAGUCACCAUAUAGGGCCAUGUCACCGCUGAAGCCUGUAAACACUGACCAGAAGGAGGACCAGAGUGGCAGUGUUGGAAACUGUGAGUACAGCAUAUGGAUGUGACAAGAUCUUACAAGGCAAAGUAGAAUGGAUAAAAAAUUUCAUAGUAGAAAGAAUGGCAACUGGACUUGUCUUCUGCUGCUGAUAAUCUUGCUCCUUUUCACCGUAGUGUUCAUAAAUGUGCUGCUCUAUGUGUACCUGGAACAUGUCUAUGCAUCAACCAGUUACCCGUACGCAGAUCCCAGUACUUGUCCUCAAGGUUACUUUAAGAUUGGUAACAUGAAGAAUUGCUCUGCAUGGUUGACCUGUGAGGGCAUCAAUAAGGAGGUCCACAGACUGAAGCUUGUGGGAGAAGGGGCUGUGAAAAAGGUGUAUUUGUCAGAGUGGAAAGAAAUGAAAGUGGCUCUGUCUCAAAUCACAACACCAGAUCUACAAGAUGACUUUUUUCAUGGACUACGGAUGCUGCAGUCCCUACAGAGCAGGCAUGUGGUUACUCUUGUGGGCUAUUGUGAAGAACAUUACAGUAUUGUUACAGAGUAUCACCCCUUGGGAUCUUUAAAAAACCUGGACAUCACAUUUAACCUUCCUAAAUACAAAAGUUUUAACACUUGGCAAAAUCGUCUAGGGCUGGCCAUAGACUACGUCAGUAUUAUCCGCUACCUGCACAAUAGUCCCCUUGGAGUACUGGUUAUGUGUGACUCCAAUGAUUUGGACAAAGUACUCUCUCAGUACUUGCUAACAAGUGACUUCCGCUUGGUGGCCAAUGAUUUGGAUGCCCUACCUCUGGUUGACAAAGAGAGAGACAUUUUAGUCAAAUGUGGUCCACGAGAAAUUACUGGUGACUUUGUGGCUCCAGAACAACUGUGGCCUUAUGGGCCUGAUAAGGAGUUUAGAAGUGAUCUUAUGCCUCCAUAUGAUGAGAAGACUGAUAUUUGGAAGAUCCCAUCAGUAACGGACUAUCUACUGGGUCUUGUGGAAGGCAGUGACAUUGUUCGUCUUCACUUGUUUGACAUCCAUAAGGAGUGUAAGCAGAAGAACCCAGCAGAGAGGCCAUCAGCACAGACUGUCUUAGACACCUAUAAGAGAAUUAUGACUUUGCUGGUGAAGGAGCUAUCUGUGUCCGAGGCUAGACAAAUGUUGUGAAGUAUGCACAUAGUAAAUAUGACUGUUCUAAGCCAGUGUUGUUUUAAUGUGUUUUUGUUCCUUUUCUUGUUGUACACGUUUCAGACGGUAAUCUGCUCCUCAGAUAAAUGAGUUGUCUAUCAACAGUGUAUACUGUUCGCAAUAAAAAAGUGACUGAGUCGUCACCAUGCUACCCA
Messenger RNA from Bufo gargarizans (Asiatic toad), 1820 nucleotides. RefSeq names its product protein O-mannose kinase (gene POMK). The record is from RefSeq and is a predicted model, not a curated record. NCBI's taxonomy places the organism in Eukaryota, Metazoa, Chordata, Amphibia, Anura, Bufonidae. The coding region runs from base 589 to 1644 and encodes 351 amino acids. Gene Ontology annotation, molecular function: protein kinase activity; carbohydrate kinase activity; ATP binding. The transcript has 5 exons. Gene Ontology annotation, cellular component: endoplasmic reticulum membrane. Gene Ontology annotation, biological process: protein O-linked glycosylation; protein phosphorylation; carbohydrate phosphorylation.